CCCUCCCGCAACUGUGGGAAUUGUUGUUUCGCCCUGGUAGCGGCGCAUCGCGGGCUUACUGCGUAAUCGCCAUCAUGACUACUGUCUGCUGAGCACGACGCGGCCCGCCUAAGCCCCCGGCCUCGCGCACGCAACGACAUGUCCCUCACCACAACCACCACAGACCACUCGUCGCUGUCGCCCGGCAGAUGGCCGUCAGCCGACUCUGAUCUCAUUUCCCACUUUGCAGCCCGCCUUCGUUUCCGCAGCAAGGUGAGCCCUCUUGGCCGCCUCGGUGCUCUUCAUCAUGGUGUCAUCUGUCCAAGUUCCGGCGCCCUCUGGCGUCCGCGAGUCAUCUCACCGCUCCCUGCCCGCACCACCCUUCCCUGUCUAUUUUGGCUUUUCGACUACCGUUCCUGUACUUCCGUGUCCGCUCUUGUUAUUAUCGUGGGCAGUUACUUCGUGCAAGGCACCAAGCGGCCGCCGCUCCGUCUGGCUGGACUCUUGCUGCGUGCCCAUCAAGAGGCAAACACCGCAGCCACAGCCUGCCGUCCUGUGCCACCCUCGAGAUCCGACUGUCUCUUUUACCGAGGGUCUGGAAACUCCCCAGAAUUUCCCCGCCGAUCAUUGGUCACUUUUCGCAAAUCCUUAUCAUGCUUGCUUGUUGCCGCUUCUUAUUCUUCCGCCGAGCAUCAUCGGACGGUUUGUCUCAAGUCUCGCAUGAUGCCCGUAGUAGGAAAAGUAGGACGCUGCGAAAUCUUCAUCUCCACCCCAAUUACAAUCUGCACGCCGUAAUAGAGCCUUGCUAUGGCGGUUUGUGCGCCCUGCCCGUGCCGUGCAACGCGUACUGCGGCUACUAAGACAUCCAUCCCCAAGCCAAACUCUUCAGAUCGCGUUACACCAAAUCAACGCGCCGUCUGUCGGAAAUGGCAACGCGUCAUUCUUCUUGUUGACAAGCUAGAUCAAGUCGUCGACGCGUAA
Messenger RNA from Alternaria rosae, 960 nucleotides. RefSeq lists its product as uncharacterized. The record is from RefSeq and is a predicted model, not a curated record. The transcript has a single exon. Lineage: Eukaryota; Fungi; Ascomycota; Dothideomycetes; Pleosporales; Pleosporaceae. The coding region runs from base 139 to 774 and encodes 211 amino acids.